This is a messenger RNA of Mercurialis annua (annual mercury), 675 nucleotides long. RefSeq names its product serine acetyltransferase 5-like. Bases 1 to 498 code for a protein of 165 amino acids. Gene Ontology annotation, molecular function: L-serine O-acetyltransferase activity. Gene Ontology annotation, cellular component: cytoplasm; cytosol. Lineage: Eukaryota; Viridiplantae; Streptophyta; Magnoliopsida; Malpighiales; Euphorbiaceae. The transcript has 2 exons. The record is from RefSeq and is a predicted model, not a curated record.
AUGAAGGCUCAUCGAGUUGCUCACAAGUUGUGGAGUGAAUGGCAUAGGCAGCUCGUUCUUGCUUUACACUCGCGAAUAGCUGAUGUUUUUGCUGUGGAUAUACAUCCAGCUGCAAAGAUAGGGAAGGGGAUUUUGUUUGAUCAUGCAACUGGUGUUGUGAUUGGUGAAACGUCAGUGAUAGGGAAUAAUGUGUCGAUUUUGCAUCAUGUCACACUUGGCGGAACAGGAAAGGCGUGUGGCGAUCGACAUCCGAAGAUUGGAGACGGAGUAUUGACUGGAGCUGGUGCGACAAUUUUAGGCAAUGUAAAGAUUGGGGAAGGUGCAAAGAUUUUUGUUGGCUCGGUUGUGCUGAUUGAUGUCCCCGCUAGAACUACGGCAGUUGGAAACCUGGCUAAGUUGGUGGGUGGAAAGGAAACACCUGCGAACCAUGAGGAAUGUCCCGGAGAAUCAAUGGAUCAUACUUAUUUUAUCUCAAAAUGGUCAGAUUAUAUUAUUUGAUGCGAUAGUUGAUCUUAUAUCGAAUGCUUUAUGCCAGUUUCAUGGUUGUGCUUUGCCAAAUUCUGCAUUGUGAUGAAGAUGUUCUGGUAAAGAUUUGUGUAUCUACGCCUGUUUGUAAUCUACCAAUGAAACACAUAAAAAAACUAUUAUCAUUAAGCAAUAAGUUGUCUUCGAUUU